UGAUCUCACAACAUUCAACUGGUUAUUAUGUAAACAAAGUAAUUAAUCCAGACGCGAGCUUUUUCUGCUAGAAGCCUAGUGUAGAGAGAUCUUAUACAGGGUGCUGUCGAGAUAACUACUGUACUUGAAUAUAAAGGAUGGGCGUGAGUCGCCCUCGAAAGCUAAGCGAGGGGCGAUCCCUUUUCAGCAUAGGCGGCGUGCCCACCGCUCAGUUCAUUCUACGCGCUGCUUCCUAUACGGAAUGAGAGACUCACUUCACGCUAUGGAUAGCCCACUACAGGAAACACCACACCAGCUGUCUCAAGACCAGUCUAAUAUCAACUGAUACGCACAGAAGGGAGGGGAGUGUGAGAAAGUGUGCGUGCGUGCGUGUGUGUCAAAGUGUGUGCGUGUUAGAGAGAGAGAAGGGGAAAGAGAAAGAGGAGUAAGGUUGCACCAGGUGAUCGCGUCCUAUCAAACCUCCAAGGAGCUGCCGGUAGAAUCAGUUUGCACUGGACAAAUCAGAGUUCGGACCAGACCAUGGUGGUGUCAGCCCGCUGUUCGGGCCCAUGUGCCAUGCUGGCGCUUAGCCUCCUCAUGGGAUACGGCGUGGUUUUCUGCGUCGCCGGCCAGAACGACACGGAGCCAAUUGUACUGGAGGGGAAAUGUCUGGUGGUCUGCGACUCCAACCCGUCCUCGGACGGCGGAGUGACUUCUUCGCUUGGGAUAUCGGUUCGGUCUGCGGGCGCCAAGGUGGCAUUUUCUGCCGUGCGCGGGACGAAUCACGAACCCUCCGAUAUGAGCAACACGUCCAUGACCAUCUACUUUGACCAGGCGUUAGUGAACAUUGGCAACCAUUUCGACCUGAAAGCAAGUGUUUUCCAGGCGCCAAGGAGGGGAAUCUACAGCUUCGGCUUUCAUGUGGUCAAGGUUUACAACAGACAAACCAUACAGGUCAACCUGAUGCAGAAUGACUACCCCGUCAUAUCAGCUUUCGCGGGUGACCAGGAUGUCACACGUGAAGCGGCGAGCAACGGCGUUUUACUGCAGCUGGAGCGCGAGGACCGGGUGUAUCUGAAGCUGGAACGAGGCACACUCAUGGGUGGAUGGAAAUAUUCCACGUUCUCCGGUUUCCUAGUCUUUCCACUAUAAUUUAAUUUGCGAUCUCGGAAAUCGCAAACGUGACUCCUCCAGGUCUGAGGAAUGCUAAAGACAAACAUUACUAUUUUAUUUGAACCAAACUGUCGACGGAGGAAGAAGACAGACACAUAUGUGUCCACACACGUUACGGUAUCUAUUUAAAUCAAACAUGAACGUUUCCUUGGAGUUCAUACAUCUAAAUCCAUCGACCAAACCCCAAUCUGGAAGGAUAAUCGAAUCGAUCGACCCGUGAUGUAUACCACUUGUCGAUUAUUUGGAUUUUAUCACUUGGGAAUCAAUUAACUUUUGUCAACCGACAGUAAAGUCAGUGCAUCUCUGUGUACCUAGACUACUGAACAGAUGAGAAGAUUAAAUGAAUCAAAGAAAGAAUCAAAGUCCCGACCUAUGUGUAUUUACCAAUGCUCUAUUUUGUGUUUGUAUAGCCUUAAAGAAUUAUGUUUUCCGUCAAGUGAGUUGUAUGGAAUUAUUAUGGACGUACAAGAGAAGAGCCCAAAGCAUUUUUUUGCACGAAUGGAUGAUUUUUUUGUUUGUUCUGUGCUGUCCAUGGUGUUCCGUUUGUAUGCUGAAUAUUUUGAAAAAAAAAGUGUAGGCCGCCUAACUAUCCAGAGAUUAUAUAAAAAGAAAAAAGGCGACAUAUUUCAGCCAAUGGAGACAUCUAUAGAAACUCUUUUACAAAAAAACAAACAAAAAACUUUAUCUAAUUUAUAAAAAAACAUAUUCACAUUAUGGUGUGUUCUACAUUUCGGAUCUGCGUAGCUUUGACUGAUUUAGUGUCCAGUGACGUUGCUCACAAAUGUACAUUGUGAAAAUAACAACAGAAAAACUCCCUAUAUAUGAUGUCCCGCCUAAUAAAAAAAUAUUGUAUUGUAGGCUAUA
This is a messenger RNA of Esox lucius (northern pike), 2016 nucleotides long. It is a transcript of the gene cbln2b, whose product is annotated as cerebellin 2b precursor. Lineage: Eukaryota; Metazoa; Chordata; Actinopteri; Esociformes; Esocidae. Gene Ontology annotation, molecular function: protein binding. The transcript has 4 exons. Bases 520 to 1131 code for a protein of 203 amino acids. The record is from RefSeq and is a predicted model, not a curated record.